AUGAUUUCAACAGCUUAUGCCCAAAGUAACACAAAUACGACAAUUGCGACAAAUAAGACGAUUGCAACGAAUACGACAAUCCCAACAUCCAACAACGGAACUAUACAAGGAACGAUAAUACCUGCAAAUAUCACCUCACCAUCAAAUAGCACAACUAAUUCGACCAUAGCACCGCCACCUCAACUCAGCAAUGACGGCACUUUGCCACUGCAUACAAUCAUCGAUCCAGCUUUUAGCAUCACUGGUGCACUUUUGAUCCUCAGUGGUCUUCCGAUGGCAUUCAUAGGUCAUCGUUGUACGUGGUAUACAGCAUUCAUUUCCGGCUUUUAUUCUUCUGCAAUCGUCGUUCUUUCGCUCAUCUUACGAUUCGGUCAAGCUCGUGCGGUUAGCGAUCCAUCAAAUACAGUAAAAGGUCUCUUUCUGUUAGCUUGCAUUUUUGCCGGCAUCAUUGGAGGUAUUUGUUUCAUCAUCUUUCGACAAGGUGCUUUGUUGAUAACAUGUGCUUUGGGUGGAUUUGCCUUUGCUCUGUUCUUGCAAGCUUGUAGACCAAAUGGAUUGAUCGAAGUGAUUGGAUUUCGAUAUAUCUUCUUUAUUGCUCUCAUUUCGCUCAGUUUUGCACUUGCUUGUUACUCGCGUUUGACAAGAUUUAUGAUCAUCUUUUCUACUGCAAUUAUUGGUGCUUCUGCAGCAAUUUUGGGUAUAGACUGUUUCAUUCGUGCAAAUCUCAAAGAA
Meira miltonrushii is the source of this 732-nucleotide messenger RNA. RefSeq lists its product as uncharacterized. The transcript has a single exon. The annotation marks the transcript as partial. NCBI's taxonomy places the organism in Eukaryota, Fungi, Basidiomycota, Exobasidiomycetes, Exobasidiales, Brachybasidiaceae. The record is from RefSeq and is a predicted model, not a curated record.